CUGAAAAACCAUUGGACAUUAGUUCAAAUACCGACACAUAUUUGUCAGCACAGAUUUAAAACGAGCUCCUUCACCUGUGUGCUUCACAAAAAAAACAACAAGACAUAGCUAAUGAAUGCAAUGCACAGGAAUGUUUUUCUCUUAUCGCUGAUGAGGCCACUGAUUCUUCAAACAAGGAACAGAUUUCCCUUUCUGUCAGCCCAUAUCCCCACACCGAGAGACGUUUAUUUGAACAGUGAAUUUGCUGUGUUUCGUCAACAGAAGAAGGCGCGAGUCCAGAGGAACAAGUUGGGAGAACACGGAGAGCAUCGCCAUGGCUAACCUCGGCGUUCUAGCCCUUCUCCUGCUGGUGGCGACGACAUCCGCCUACCGCUUCUACCAGGACGAGAUCCCGAACGGAGAUCACGUGCCCCACCCUUGUAAAGCCAACUACUUAUGGUGGGGAGUCGGGCAUGACAACUCCCUCGGGGGCGGACCAAGGAACCCAUUUGGACGAGACUUCGCUCGAUAUCACAGCUGGACGACGGAGUUGUGCCGCCUGGACUCGGAUGGGGACGGGAUGACCAACGGGCAAGAGCUGGGUGACCCUGACUGUGUCUGGACGAAGGGAACUUUCCCUUUCACCUCACGUGUCAUAUCUCAUCCAGGUGUCUGUGACCCAUGGGGCAGCGAGCAGUGCAGAGAAUCAAACAAGGAUGUCUCGUGCGAAACAGGGGAGUUCAAAUGCGACGAGUUAAACAGUCCAGAUGUGAUGAACAUAACGCUGCGGUUCCCCCCGACCCGUGUCCCGGCUGAGGAAACAAGCUACAUGUGCUUCACCUUUAACCUUGAUACGUUGGAUAACAAUACCGACUACCAUCUGAUCGGCAGCAAGCCCUUCAUCGACAACGCCAACGUUAUGCACCACAUCACCUUGACGGGAUGUGACGCUACAGGCGUGCCUCUCUCCGAGCCAGCGUUAUGCAACAUGGCAUCCCCUGGAUGCCAGAGAACCCUUCAGGUGUGGACGCUAGGGAUGCCAGGGGAGUGUGUAUAUCCGGAUGCCGGAUUCAAGUUUGGCAAGAAGGCAGGGAUGUCCAUGAUCAACAUGCAGUUCCACUGGACGAACCCACAGAAAAGAACCGACUACGUGGACAGUUCAGGCCUUGUGUUGUUCCUGACAACGAAGCUGAGAAAGAACAACGCUGCCUAUUUUACCACUGGCCAGAUGCAGUUGGUCAUCCCGCCUGGUCAGCAGCGAGUGGUCAAGAAGUCUACAUGUACUGCAGAGUGCACCAGGAAACUAAUUAAGGCACCGGUGAAUCUAAUGACUGGGUGGAACCAUAUGCAUUAUUUGGGUUUCCAACAAAACGUGGAACAUUUCCGGAAUGGCGAGAAACUGCGAGACUUGACUCCAGACGAAGUGUACAGUUAUGACAACCCUAUUGUUCACACGUACAACCCUCCCGUGCAGCUUCUGGCGGGCGAUGUUCUAGAAACCACCUGCGUGUACAGGUCCACCUCCAGAAGCACAACUGCCAUGUUUGGAGAGGGGACGUUCGAUGAGAUGUGUUUUGGGAUUUUUACCUACUACCCCGAAGAGGCCCUCCAGAGCGGGUCCUGCUUUACGUGGAAUGAUCUGGACCUCUGUAACUUCGAUCAAACUGGAUCUCUCUAUGGCUGUAACUUGUUCAUGUUGUUUAAUGCAUCAAAUCCCAUCAGAAAGCAAUUAUUUGGCAAGGUUUUGGACAACUGUAAUGUCUAUGGAGGAUGUCGUGCGGAAUGUCCAGCUGCUGUAGCCGAGGUAAAGCAACACCCGUGCUUUACGGGACAAGUGGAGGGUUAUAUCAGAGACAUAAUGCGAAACUUUGUUGAUAAUGUUGAAAACACUAAAUUCUUUGCUGCGCUGGAUUCAUGCGAGUGCAGAGUUAGACCUAGCUAUGGACCGUACCCGACAUCUGGUGCCUCAAAACAAUCAACCCUUGCUUCCAUCGCAGUUAUCUUGGCAAUCAUGUCCAUCUUCCUGUAGAGUGGAUGCGCAGUAUGGGAUAUAUCCGCACACGAGGAAACGUGGUUAACUCGAAGUCUUGUGAUAUGUAAGUUUCGAAUAUAUCCAGAUAUCGACGCAAAUGAGUCCCGAAAACCGAAGCUAUUUUGUGUUAAAGUCAUAGUGACGUAUCGAAAUAAAUAUUUGUAUAGAAUGCCAUUAUUAUGGUUUCACGUGUACAUUUUCACAUUUAAUUAUUCUUGGAAACAAUAGAUGUGCGCUUUUAAUAAGACAUAAUCAAAACUUAAGUUCUAAAAAUUGAAGAAUCUUCCUACUGUUUUGUAUGUCUGAUAUUGUCUUGAAUAAAAACCUUUCAAAUUUUCAA
Molecule: messenger RNA, 2351 nt
Organism: Haliotis rubra (blacklip abalone)
Lineage: Eukaryota; Metazoa; Mollusca; Gastropoda; Lepetellida; Haliotidae
Product: tyramine beta-hydroxylase-like
Exons: 11
Coding region: 314-2008 (564 amino acids)
Molecular function (GO): dopamine beta-monooxygenase activity; copper ion binding
Source: RefSeq, a predicted model, not a curated record